UUGUGUCCCCGAGGAGCAAGCGGCCUUCGGAGCGCACUUGUCGAGGCUCGGCGCGGGGAUGUUUCGGGUAAAGUUGCGAACGAAGUUGGAAAUGGCCAUCAUCGCGAUGUGCGCUCUGUACCUCCAUUCCUGCAGGACGGCGAUCAGGAGGUCUCUCUCCGCCUCGAAGUCGCGAGAGUGGGCUCCAGACACUUAUAGGAGGAUCCAGGCGGUGGAGGUUCUGGACCCCAAGGAGGAGGCGUCCAUGAAGAAAAUCCUCCAGUGGAACUACUACAACUUCAAGCUGGAAGAAGGCCACGAGCCAUUCGUCAAGCAGGGCUGCCGCUACACCAACUGCGUGUUCACGAAGGACCGCAACCGCUACCCUCUAUCGCAGCUGGACGCCGUCCUGUGGCACACCAACGCGGCCGACGGCAGCUUCCCGGAUCAGAGCAACAGGUCCCCCCACACCCGCUACGUCAUCGUCACCCAUGAGGCGUCGUACCACAUCCGGGGCAUGAAGUCGGGGAGCCUCUCCAGCUACAACGGCGUCUUCAACUGGACUCUGCACUACCGCGGCGACGCAGACAUUUACGCGCCCUACGGCACGUACGAGGCCACGAGCAAGCGGCAAAUCGGGAGGCAGGCGGCCGUCAUGAGGAACAAGACCCGACUGAUCGCUUGGUUCGUCUCCGACUGCAAUUCCAUGAGCGGCAGGGAGGAACUGGUGAAGCAACUGCAGAAGCACGUAACAGUUGAUAUUUACGGGGCCUGUGGGACUCUCACCUGCAUCCGGGGAAAGUCGAAUUGUGGGGGCAUGUUGGAGCAGAAGUACUACUUCUACCUCGCCCUCGAGAACUCCCUUUGCGAAGACUACAUCACCGAGAAGCUUUAUUAUACCUUGAGGAACUACGUGGUGCCCGUCGUGUGGGGCCUCGGCAACUACGUCAGGAACGCCCCCCCGCACUCGGUCAUCAACGCCCUUGCCUUCCCCAACGUGACAGCUCUGGCAAACUAUCUGAUCUAUUUGAAGAACAACCACACGGCUUAUUAUGAAUAUUUCUUAUGGAAAGAGAAUUACAAGCCGGUCAUUCGCGGGGACAUCCUGAAGAACGCCAUGUGUGACAUCUGCGAACGCCUUCACACCGACAACACCACGAAGGUCUACAAGGACAUCCACUGGUGGUUCUCCCCCGAGAGGCAGUGCCUGACCAUCGACAACCCCAAAAUUGCAGCGUUCUUAGGCCGACGGGUCCCCACUUGACCUUCUUCUGCUGUGGCCAUCUUCACCCUGCGGUCGCCAGCCCUUUCUUCCUUCGGAUUGGCAAGCCUUCUCUCCUGGAGUUGGCAAGAUUCUUCUCUGAGUUUGGCAAGCCUUCUUUCCUGGGAUUGCCAAGUAUCUUACCUAAGAGUCACCAAGCCUGUGUUCUGGAUUAGAAUAGUAUUUUAGAAGGAAAGUUUCCGUGCAUCUACAGUUUUGUUCUUGAUUAGUAAAACAGAA
Penaeus indicus is the source of this 1480-nucleotide messenger RNA. RefSeq names its product alpha-(1,3)-fucosyltransferase C-like. NCBI's taxonomy places the organism in Eukaryota, Metazoa, Arthropoda, Malacostraca, Decapoda, Penaeidae. The record is from RefSeq and is a predicted model, not a curated record. Gene Ontology annotation, cellular component: membrane. Gene Ontology annotation, molecular function: fucosyltransferase activity. Bases 59 to 1243 code for a protein of 394 amino acids. The transcript is spliced from 9 exons.